GGCUGACGUGACCUGCCUGUGUUGGUGUAAUUGUUGUAAUUGAAGUCUGUGACACGACAAAACAAAGUUUGCACGCUUUUAUGCUUUAUUGUAAUUGAAAAAUUAAAACACUAUUACUACUGCGUCGUAUGCAAUCGGUUCGAUAUAAAUUCUAAAGAUGGUCCGGACUGUGUAUUCUCCGGAAUAUUGCUUACAAUAUUUAGAACAAUAUGCGUCCAAAGAAAUAUUUGUAAUCGGUUUAAUUCUCGGACAGACAACAAGUGCUCGGGAGAAUGUGAUCCAUCUAGCUCGCACUCCAGAUGAGAAAAGUUCUGAAAAUGCUUCAGAAACAAGUUACCCUUUAGACAAACCUGAAUCAAAGACACUUGUAAGCGUGUCUGAGGCAUGGGUCGCUGAUCAUGCAAAGCAUGUUACUAGAAUGCUUCCUGGAGGCUUGUUUGUUCAAGGUAUCUUCAUAACAAGUGACGAAGAUAUAUUCGAGGACCCAAACUGUUUUAGUAAAGUCAAAUCAAUAAUAAACAACAUAUACAAAGCAAUGAGUGCCAAUCAGUAUAUGUACGGCAACUGCCCAUAUACUAAUGAAAGACUUAUUUUGCACAUGUCAACAAGUACUAAAGUUCUUACUUGUAAAAGUAUUGAAGUUGGUGUGGGGAGUAAAAACACAGUUAUUAAGCCUGUUGAAUGGAAGUUUUUGCCUAAAGCCCAGCAGUGGCAAAGGCUGGACUGUUACUAUGAGUUUGAUGAUGUCUACCCUGUGGUUGUGAAGAAAAGCGGUAUAUCUGUGAAACAACAAUUCCAACAAAUUCUGGAGUCUGCUCACAAAACAAUUGAAACCAGUAUUAUGUUUAUUGAUGGUGAACUUAAGGACAACACAGAAGUUUUGGAACUACUUUUCAAAAAGAAGAAAUCUAAAAAUAAUUCAAAAACAACACAACAAGAACUUCCCAAAUCAAUGAAUGUGUCAUUAUUUGUGCCAUUUGAAAAUGCUCUGCCAGAAGCAGUAGAGUAUUUGGAGUGUGAUGGCAGCAUACACUUCAGUGGUGUUGUGUCUUCAAGCGUGUUCAUGUUCCCAAAAGCAACAGUCAGUGAAACAAUUGCUGCUGUAAAGCAAGACAUAAUAAGAUCCUUAGCCUCUCGCUUCACUAUGCACUGUGACGCACUUAUUGAUGAUAAUCUUCUACCAGAAGAAAAAGUAUGCUUCAAUGAACCACCGCGUCGAGUUCUGGUUCCAGUAGGAUCUUUGUAUCUCUGUGAUUACCUAUUCCCCGGGGAAGCCCCAGCUGAAGCGCUCCUCUCUGUGCGAGAGUUGCUUGAUCUACAGAUUACCGAAGCAGAUGUGGUCUGCGAUGUUGAGACACCAGCUGAUACAUCAGAAUUCGAUGCUUUAGACAGGGAUACGAGUAGUGAAGAAUUACUAGCGACGCCUCAAGAAGCAAGCCAGUUUAUGUACAUCACCGGCAUUUGUUUUGCAAUGUUUGUUCUUAUCGUUUCUAUUAUUAUUCACUAUUACGACUCUAUUGUUGAAGUUUUCAGUAAAAUAAUUGCUAAAUCGUAAAUGCAUAACGGAGGCGAUAAUACGACAUCUAUUUUACAAAUAAUGUACUACAUGACCAGUCUGAAGUUUAUACUAAAAAGAAGUUAACGAAAAUGGAGUCGAGCUAAUUUCAUGACGAGAUGUCGAUGAUCUAGAAUAAUAUUUUAUUUAUCUAACUGUUGAAGCUUAAAAGACUUAUUAUUGUUGUAAUUAUUUUGUCUUGAGUAAGAUUCGUUGUUUUAAUUUUUUUCGCAUAACUGAAAUGUAAUAAUUUAAUGAAAAUGCAUAUUUAUUAUUUUACAACUAUUUUUGUGUGCCGACUUAUUGUGUAAUUUGAACUGUCCUAUUUUAUUAAAUAUUAUUUUACUAUU
Molecule: messenger RNA, 1905 nt
Organism: Trichoplusia ni (cabbage looper)
Lineage: Eukaryota; Metazoa; Arthropoda; Insecta; Lepidoptera; Noctuidae
Product: protein odr-4 homolog
Exons: 7
Coding region: 158-1555 (465 amino acids)
Biological process (GO): intracellular protein localization
Cellular component (GO): endomembrane system
Source: RefSeq, a predicted model, not a curated record